Entelurus aequoreus (snake pipefish) is the source of this 1164-nucleotide messenger RNA. Its product is annotated as general transcription factor IIF subunit 2-like. Bases 88 to 903 code for a protein of 271 amino acids. The record is from RefSeq and is a predicted model, not a curated record. The transcript is spliced from 9 exons. Gene Ontology annotation, cellular component: transcription factor TFIIF complex. Gene Ontology annotation, biological process: transcription by RNA polymerase II; transcription initiation at RNA polymerase II promoter. NCBI's taxonomy places the organism in Eukaryota, Metazoa, Chordata, Actinopteri, Syngnathiformes, Syngnathidae.
GCGCAAGGCUCUGAAACUCACGCAUGCGCUACUGCGCUCGCCACCUCGAACUACCAAAUCUAGUUGAAUUGAACAAAAAUAACAACUAUGUCGGAGAAAGGAGAAGUUGAUUUAACUGGUGCCAAGCUAAACACGGGCGUGUGGCUGGUAAAGGUUCCUAAGUAUCUUUCUCAACAAUGGGCAAAAGCCACAGGAAGAGGCGACGUUGGGAAACUCAGAAUAUCAAAGAAAGGAAACCAAGGAAAGCCAGAGGUGUCUUUCACAUUAAAUGAAGAGUUGACCGUAAUCGAGGGUCUGGAAGACAAGACGGUGUCUGCACCUCGGGAUCACCCGCUAACCAUGCAGACGGUGGGAGGUCAGACACUGGCGGUCUUCACCGAGGCAUCAUCAGCGGGCCAAUCAGAAGAGAGAUCUGAUGGUGGCAGCUCAGGUUCGGGGGCAGGGGCUGGUCCAGAUAAAAUAGCUUUGGAGGGAGUGGUGGUGCAGAGAGCAGAGUGCAGGCCUGCUGUUAGCGAAAGUUAUAUGAAGCUAAAGAGGUUACAAAUUGAAGAGUCCUCCAAGCCCAUCCGGCUGUCGCAGCAGUUGGCCAAAGCAGUCACCAACAACUACAAACCUGUGGCUAACCAUGCUUACAACAUGGAGUACGAGAGGAAAAAGAAGGAGGAGGGCAAGCGAGCGAGAGCUGACAAACAACACGUGUUGGACAUGUUGUUUUCUGCUUUUGAGAAGCACCAGUACUACAACAUCAAAGACUUGGUGGACAUCACCAAACAACCUGUGAUUUAUUUAAAGGAGAUUCUGCGUGACAUUGGCAUCUACAACGUGAAGGGAACACAUAAGAACACCUGGGAGCUCAAGCCUGAGUAUCGACAUUACCAAGGUGAGGAAAAGACAGAUGAUUAAAGAAGACUUUACAACAUUAAACAUCUCAUCAGGUUUUGACUUUACUGGACAAGCUGCUUUUUCUUUGGGCCUUUUUUUGCAUUCUUCUCAUGUGUGACCGCCAAUCAAUCAGAUUGUAACAUGUUGACAUCCAAUAAUUCAUGCAUCAGGACCAAUAAAUGUUUAGUCUGCUGCUGUUUUUCAGCUUUUUAUUCCAUGUUUUCAACCAUUGCUGAAAUGUCAGAAUAAAUCAAUACAUUUUGUUUUCACUUUAUGAAACAU